CGCACACUCACAUCCCCAUCCCCACACCCACCCACACACUCACACGCCACUCUCACAUCCACCCACCCACACACUCACACGCCACUCUCACAUCCACCCACCCACACAUACACACCCGACACCCACACACUGACACCCCACAGCACCCUCAAUGAAAAAAAAACAGUAUAUGUAUAGAUUUCAUGAGAAUUGUUCACUUCUAAUAUAAAUAAUAACUAAAUUUGCACAUAGAGUAUUCGAUAGAACUUCUAACAUUCCAUCGAUUUAACUGUGUUACAUUAGUGGCCCAAGAACUACAAUAAAUCAUCGAAGGUGACACGAUGUGCAUCCAGUUAGUUAGUUUUGCGGAAACUUUCAUAACCAAAACUCGAUGCUUUUUCGAGUUGAUCAUCUAUCGAUCGAUUGAGGUCGUUGAGUCACAUCGAAUGAUAUAAGAUUCAGACGUGGCUCAGCUCACGGAGCGAAUCGUCAGAGGAAGUCCCAGUCCAAAGAGUCCUAUAGGUCUUCCGGAGAUUCUGCUGAAUACAAUUAUAUUCUUAUUAAAGUGAAACAUACACCAAUGGAUAGAGCUCGUUGAGCUGCUUCGAACAAGAUAAUAUCCAGAUGUGGAGCAGUUUGUGGAGCGAAUCUUCGGACGAUAUCCGCGCCGAAAGCCUGGCUACUGAUCUUCCAAGGGUCCUAACCCCCAAAAUUUUAUUUUUCGGAAGGUGAACCAUAGAUCAAUCGAUAGAGCUCGUUGAGAUCAAUCGAAUGAGAUAAGAUGCAGAUGUGGGUGAGUUCCUGGAGCAAAUCUUCAGAAGAAAAGCGUUUUUUCGAUUUUUUUUUUCUAUAGGAAAAAAUUCAUGUGUUUGUUUUCAUUUGGGCUACCAAUCUUUCGGAAAAAAUCUGAAUAUACCAUUCCAUAGAGCUCGUCGAGCUGCUUCUGACUCAUGGUAUCUCUUGUGUGGCUCAGCGAAUGGGACGAAUCGUUUUGCGAAAAACUCGAAUCGGCUGCUAACUUCCCUUACAUCUUUUCAAUCGCGUUUCUAAAACUAGUAUUGCAGCAGGUCUCCUAAUCCUCAUUAUGCUUGCUCCAAAAGAAACGACUCUUUUCUGAAUUUUUGGCAUAUGUUCGUGUCUGCCCAUCCAUCUUGUAUUUUUCCGCGUUCGCUACAUUAAUAGAGUUUUUAUUUUUGCUCCUUGUUCGUGAUUGUUUUCUUUUUUCCCAUCAUACUAUUUUGAAAUCAGAACUGAUCUAAUUUGAAUGAUUACACUGGCUUACAUGAUGUUAAGAUUUCACAAUUACAGGAAGGUUGCCUUGCCUUGUUGCAGUCAUCAAUUCCAUUGGAAUAAUGGGCUUACACGGAUGGCGGCAGUUGCAGAAUGCCUACCAAGCAGAAUUCAGAAAUCUGUGGUCUUAUGUAUUUUUUCAAACGAGUUGAUUACCACACACUAGAAUUCUGUUUUAAUCUUCUAAUUCCUCAAUAGAAUUCUAUGUUUCACAAGACAAAUUUUACACGAGCUAGAGAUAAAAGGAUAAUACAACUCUUUUCUGGUCUGUUUAUAUUCUGCUUAGAACUCUUUAGAAUUUUGUAGAAUUUUAUGUCUUCAGAGAUAACGUAUAUAUGUGUUGCCGUUCAUUAGAUUUUAAAAUUCUGUUCUGGUGUGUUAGAAUUCUUCAUUAGAAUUUUUCUUUCCUGUUAGCCAUAUACACCUGUAAUAUGCAUCUUCGAAGCUUAUCUUCUCUUACUCGUAACAGAAUUCUGUUUAAGUUCUGCUCAUUCCAUAGGCGAACUUUUUUUUCAUGCACUUGACCUGAGUAGACCUCAAGUUUUCUCCAUAGCGCAUGAUUUUCUUGCUCAAGACAAGUGCUUGAGUGUUGCAUGAAAAUACACCUAUGAAUUUUUAUUAAAAUUGCCGUUAUUUUGAACGUAAAAUUGCAAAAGAAAAAUACAAAAAAAAUUCUUGAAUAACAGAAAUACCUGCAUAAGAAUUCAAGCGCAUGUGCAAAAAUAUCAAGCGCAUGAGCAAGAAUAUCAAGCGAUAGAACAAGAAGUUCAAGAGCUUGAUCUUGCCGAAAGAUCUCAAGUCUGGCCUCAAGAUUUGUCCAUAGCGCAUGACUUUCUUGAUCAAGAUUCUCACGUGUCUCCUGCACAGAUCAACAGCAGUUUGUCUAGGGUUUCUUUCAAUUCAUCAUAGGAAUUUUUCUUUCCUCCGAGAGAUAUAAACUUCUAGUAUGCAUACUCAAAGUUUGUCUUCUGUUACUCGUAACUGAAUUCUAUUUAAAUUCUGCUGAUAUUUUUGAAGUCUUCAUUAGAAUUUUUCUUUCCGAUUCCAGAUAUACCAUUCUAGUAUGCCUAUAGAAAGUUUAUAUUCUGUUAGCUUUAACAGAAUCCUGUUUAAAUUCUGCUGUUAUUUUUAUAUUCUUCACUAGAAUAGGAGAAUGAAAAGGAGUGCGUGUUGACCUCUGCUGAUCUUGUUUAUCUUCUGCUCUUAGAAACAGAAUUCUGUCAAAAUUUUCAUGUAAUUUUUGAAUUCUUAGUAGAAACCUGUUCUUUGAAGGAUUGAUAGAUUAGUGUGGCGCUUAGUAGUUUAUUCACUCAAGAUACUUCAUCUUAAUGAGCCAAUUCACUGUUCACCCAUCGGAUUUUUAAAUUCUGAAUUCUGCAGCCCUUCACGGAUGGUGAGACAUUCAACUUCAUAUCGAUCAUCUCAUUGUUGCUUUUCUUAAAUAAUGAAAGAUAUAUUCGUUCUAGUGCUAGGCUUUCUACUCCAAUCGAUAACAUAGUCACUGCCUACUUGAGUAUGAUUAGUGAAUCGUAUGUUUUAGUAGAAAGCUCUAAAGGUUUAUUUUAAAACUUCAAGGCUAUUGUACUCUUCUAGAAAAGUGCUCUGAGUUACCCAUAUCCGAUUUUGAAAAGUUGACAUUCAUAUGUUUGCAUUCUACCAGAAGUGCACUGCCCCCAUACACCAUCAAGAACGAGAGUACGAAAGAAAGACAUACUUUCACAAAAGAAAAAAUGAAGGUGCUCAAAGCAAGAGAUUUACAAUUAUCAAGACAAUAUAUUUUGACACAUUCUUUCUUCAAUGAGCUUGCUCGAACACACUGCUCCUCCAACUUCCUCUUGAGAUAGUUGCGUUAGAGGAUAAACGCGUUUGGACUACAACAGAUUUGGUCAAGCGUGCUACAGACAGGCUAGAGAAUCAAAGAUUCCAACAAGCAACGAAUAUACUUAUUCUUUUUCUUCUUCACAAAUACACGUUUGCUUAAUUGUACGUUGGAUACAAAGGAACUCAUCUGUAUAUUGACUACUUACAAUUGAGCCUAACACCGUACGACACAUUGCCAUUCCUCUGACUUGACAGAUCUACAUAUCUAAACUUAUAUUUCCUAACGGUAAACCUAGCCUAUAUUACAUCUCUAGAAGGCGACAGGAUUUAUCCAUAAUAAGUCCAAAGCGCACUGAAAUUUAUUCAUAAAAACACUAGAAAAAUACUAGGGAUACAGAAUCUUUCUAAUUCAAUACCAAUCACAAUACUGUUUAGCUACUACUACGACAACUACAACAACUACUACAACAACCACAAAAACAACAAUUACUACAACAACGACAACAACCACAACAACUACUACAACAGCAACAACAACCACAACAACCACAACAACCACAACAACAACCACAACAACCACAACAACAACCACAACAACUACAACAAUCACAACAACAACCACAACAACAACUACAACUACAACAACUACAACAAUCACAACAACAACCACAACAACAACUACAACUACAACAACUACCACAACAACAACAACUACAACGACAACAACUACAACUAAAACAACUACAACGACAACCACUACAACAACUACAACUACAACAACUACGACAACAACAACUACAACUACAACAACUACGACAACAACAACUACAACUACAACAACUACAACAACUACAACUACAACAACUACGACAACAACAACUACAACGACAACAACAACGACAACUACAACAACGACAACAACAACAACAACAACAACUACAACAACAACAACAACAACUACAACAACUACGACAACAACUACAACGACAACAACAACAACAACAACAACGACAACUACAACAACUACAACUACAACAACGACAACUACAACAACUACAACUACAACGACAACAACAACAACUACAACUACAACGACAACUACAACAACUACAACUACAACAACGACAACUACAACAACUACAACUACAACGACAACAACAACAACUACAACUACAACUACAACUACAACAACUACAACAACAACAAUUACUACAACUACAACUACGACAACUACAACAACAACAACGACGACAACAACCACAACGACUACUACAACACGGACAACAACAACCACAACAACUAGAACAACAACAACAACUACUACAACACGGACAACAACAACAACAACUAGAACAACUACAACAACUACCACAACU
Rotaria sp. Silwood1 is the source of this 4466-nucleotide messenger RNA. Lineage: Eukaryota; Metazoa; Rotifera; Eurotatoria; Philodinida; Philodinidae. The record is from the annotation of a GenBank genome assembly.